GUAGGAUUUAGGAAGCAUGCCCACCGACAAUAUCCGGGAAGCAAAAUCUAUGAAUUCCAAUGUCAUUAUUUGCAUUGUAAUAUCAAUAUAAAAAUAAAUGCGGUUGGGAUACAAGUUUUAGUUAAUGUAUUGCUCGUCAUUUUUUUGCUAUAGUAGCAACUGUACUCGUUUAUAUACGUAAUAUAAUUUAAUCACUGUUAACUUCAAAUACGACGAGGUGAACACUGGAUUUCGAUCAAGAAAAAGAAACACAGCCAGCCAGAAUAAAAAGAAAGUGAAGUGCAGCAUAUCUACAGCCGAAGACUUUCCCCUCUGUAUUUGGUUUUUGAAAGAAUUCACCAUGGCCGACUAUCGAAUCCGAAAAUAUGAGGACGAUGAUUACGAAGCAGCCAGGGAUAUUUUUGCCAGUGGCAUGAGCGAACACUUCCCAGGCAUCUUUAUGCAUGCCCUCAAGCAGCCUUGUUCCCAGUUGUUCCUCGUGUGUGUUCUCUGCGCUCUGCUCCUGAGCUCCAAAUCCUUCCUCUUCCCCAUCCUGGCAGUCACCUUACUGCUUGCAGCAGGGCGUCAGGGAGUUGUCUACUUAUCCAGCAAGUACAUUGAGCUGAGCUUGAAUGCUGAUCUACUGGAUAUCAACAAAACAUACAUGGAGAGUAAAGGCUCUUGUUUCUGGGUGGCAGAGAGUAAUGAUAUUGUGGUUGGCAUGGUUGCUGUCAUGCCUUCCAAGAAAGAGGCAGGCACCUUGGAGUUGAAGCGCCUGUCUGUGAGAAAUAACUACAGAGGCCUGGGCAUUGCCAAAGCGCUGUGCAGGACAGUGUCAGACUUCGCCCGUUUGAAUGGCUACCAGGCUGUGGUUUUGAGUACAUCGGUUGUCCAGUAUGAAGCGCAGAAGCUUUAUGAGGGAGUUGGUUAUAAAAAGACCAAAGAAUAUGUUUUUGACUCCAUUCCAGGGAAGAUCAUGAACUUCACAAUUUAUGUGUACAGAUAUGACAUUGCUACUCCAAACUGAAGAAAAGGUACACAGUAGCAGUGGCAAAUAUACUUGGGCCAGAUUUGCUGAAGUCUUUACUCCUAAAAUUAUGAAAGGAAAAUAAAUAGCAACAAACCAAACCAAAAGUUUAGAGACCCAAAAGUAUUACAAAAUGGUUUGUUAUGUAUCUUUUAACAUCCAACGUUAAAAGGAAUUGAUUCCACGUUGGUGUAAAAACCUUGGUAGAUCUGGCUUUUGUAACUAAAUGACAACAUGCAACAAACAUCUUCCAAAGGGUUACAAGCAGCAACAUUUGAGCAUUAAUAACUUGCAAACUAAGAGAUGAUCAAAUGUCUGUCACUAAAAUCAGAAAAAGCUAAAAUCCAGCUUAUCUAGACUUUGGACUUUAUAUGCAAAAACUCUUAUUGAAUGUAAGUCGUAUCACUUCAGACUUUAGCUGUAGGAAUUGUGGAUUAGCUGGUUAAUUUAUGAGCUACCAAAUUGUCUAAUAUAUCUCAUCCUGUUCUGGUAGAGCCUUGCUUAUUAAUUGCUGUCAUUUUAUAGGCAUAGAUCAAGUACCCCAGCAAAUGGGGUUUGACGUUAGAUAAUCCUCAGUGAGUGUGGUUACCUAGUUUUGAGUAAUUUGGAUUUUAAAAGCUAUGUACACAAAAAUGUUCACAAAACAUGUUGGGCUGAAUUAUCACAGCCAUUUACUCCAAAUCGUCUUUAGCCCAUUUUCAGAGAGGAGGAAGGCAUCCGAUAAAGUUCCUCAAAUAAACGACUAAGACUUUUAACUUAGGAACUUGUAAGUGUUAACCUAAUAACAAGUAGUGUUAACCUAAUUAAGGGAAAAAUUUCCUUAAGCAGCAUUCUGCACCUCCCAAGGGUUUAAAUAACUCUGGGUGUUACAUGCAACUGGCCUUUGGAGUGUUUAAGCAAUAGCUUGGUGUUUUAUUAUUGAAAAUAAUAUUUGGAUAAUGACUUUUAAGUAUUAAUGUCUUGGUGUUUCAGUCCUAGCAGGUGAUCUGAAAUGUAAUUGUGUACCCUACUUUAUGUGAUUAAUGUUAACAUGCCAAACCCACAUGUUUGAUUAUAGAAUUGGUGAUCUCUUGCUAUUUUAGAAAUGUCACUGCAGCCUGUUACAGUAGUAAAUAAUGCAUUUUCUGGACAUGUAACCAAUCAGGGCAGUAGAAAAACUCAAAUCAUCAUAAAAGAAUGUAAUGUUUCUGUCAUGUCACCAAUUAUGUUGUUUGAUUUCAGUGUGCGGUUUUUUGUUUUGUUUUUGCUCUGUAAAAAUAUAAUUUAGGAAAGGCUAAGAAAAAUAAUCUUAUUUGGGAGCCUUGCAAAAAUAAUGUCUAAACAUUAUAAAUAAUUGUAUAAUGAUGUAAAACAAAUAUAGGCUUAUGUUUGAUGUGGGUUGGUGAGUAAAGGAUGUACAGUUCUGUUCAUAGGAAAUGUGUAUUUUUAUUUAUUUAUUUAUAA
Molecule: messenger RNA, 2449 nt
Organism: Polyodon spathula (Mississippi paddlefish)
Lineage: Eukaryota; Metazoa; Chordata; Actinopteri; Acipenseriformes; Polyodontidae
Product: probable N-acetyltransferase camello
Exons: 2
Coding region: 341-1006 (221 amino acids)
Molecular function (GO): N-acetyltransferase activity
Source: RefSeq, a predicted model, not a curated record